Dendroctonus ponderosae (mountain pine beetle) is the source of this 2232-nucleotide messenger RNA. RefSeq names its product ceramide phosphoethanolamine synthase (gene Cpes). Bases 519 to 1556 code for a protein of 345 amino acids. The transcript is spliced from 3 exons. Lineage: Eukaryota; Metazoa; Arthropoda; Insecta; Coleoptera; Curculionidae. The record is from RefSeq and is a predicted model, not a curated record.
GUGGGGGUAGAUUGGUAAGCAAAACGAGUUGAUCAUCCGAUUCAAAGGUAUGCGGCCACAUUGCCAGUUUAACCACUUCGGUAAUUAUCGCGUCAGUUAACAAGUAUUUAAAAUUGAUACCGCCGAUGCAACUUGUUGCCCAGUUCUGUCUUUUUAGUGUAAGCUAGGGCUCGACUUAGACGGCCUGUGCCGUUUUACGGCCCCUAAAAGUGUAAAAAGGCUGGAAUUAGAAGCCAGGAAUUUGUGUUAGUCUAGUGAGGUGAAUGCUGCUGCUUGCCAAGCCCCAGUUCGGCUGUUACUCACAUCUGUUCCCUCCCUGCCUUUGUUGAGUAUCAGCAGCCAAUUGCAACUAUUUCCUCAAUAGAAACCCCUUGAAAAUGGACACACUCAACAGCUGCCCAUUACUGAUGGAAGGCGGAGAAAUAAACGCACGAUACUGAAGCUUCAAUAAUCCAACGACUCUUGCCCUUAAUGGCUCAUCAGCGGCAGAAAGUUCCUAACUAGUUAUACUGUAGAUAAUGGUUGGACCGUCUUCUCAAAUCAGCAAGCUCCUGGUCGGGCUGCUGUUCACCACGCUGAUUUACUACGUUUACAUGGACUACAAUCUCUAUGUGCGUAUUAGAGACUUUCCAAUCAAUGGCAACAACGACAACUCCAGUCUUGUGCAGUACCAAGCAGUAACUUGGGUGCAAUGCGAAAUCAACCCCUUGUGCGAGGUGACUGUUAAGGCUGUUUUACUAGACCACACCAACUACUACCUCUUGGCGCCUUCAGUGACUAUCAUAGAUGAUUUGGUGCGAAUUUCCGAUGCGCGCCUAAUAACUCCCAAUGCCAUCAGCUUUUUUCAUGUUUUCGUAGCAGUUUUAAGCGCGAAAUGCGUGUCCAGUGAUAGUUUGGCCUAUCGGCGCAUUGGAGUGGUGCUGUUUGAGUUCAGGACUUGGCUGGAUGACUUGGAUGGGCAUGUGGCUCGAGUGCGAAAGCACAUCAAAGGCGAACACUCGGAAAUUGGGACGUCAGGCUACUAUAUCGAUGGGAUAUGCGACGCAUUGGGCUGUACUGCUCUGAUCAUCGGGAUUUUAGCCUUCUUCAGAAACAAUCCCCCGCGUAGAGGAUACGUGCAACUUCCCACCACCAACACUGAAACCAAAGAUGGCCUGUAUACAAGCAAAGUGGCCAUAAAGAAGAUUGUUAAACGACUGGGGUUCUUCGUUAUCCAACUGAUCAUCAGCUCGGCUGCAUGGAACCGAUACAUAGCUUUGUAUCAGGACUUGUUGGAGAAUGACUGGGUUUCCUCCGCUGAAUCUUUGAAUCAGAACGCUAUUUUGACCAGUUCCUUCUUCUAUGGCAUCUGUUGGGUGUGGCGAGUGGUCAACAUCCACAACAUGCUCCACUGUUUGCUGUUGGCGAUUUUCUGCGAUAAAACCUGGGAAUUUUUGUGCUACAUGCAAUACAUGGGAUUCGGCGUCUUGUUCGCCGUCAUCUGCGCCACUGAGUUACAUUUCAUUGAGGCGAAAAACUUCGUUUUUAAUAGGAUAACUAAUGCGAAUGAUAGUUGAUAAGGCGUGUGCUCUCUAUUUUGAACGGUUUUCACUACUCGACCUGACAACUUCCUGAUUUACGCACAUUCUAUGGGUGCUUCCGUCCGGAAUUUCGGUUCUUUUAGUGGUUAGCGACCGUAAGUGAUACGAGAUUGGGAAAAUUGAAAAGUCCCAAAUAAGUCAGAAACAAAAAAUUUACGAAUUUCGUAGACACAUUGUUUAAAUUACGUUCGACAAGUAGCAAAUAUUGACCAUUUUACCAGUUUUUUAACAACUAAUUGACUGUUUCUCUUUCCACCUCUCUGUAAAUUUAUAUGCAUUUCCAAAGUAAUUUUAAAAAAUGCAUUUGUAUUUUUUAAGUUACCAUAAGUAUUAGAACUUCACUCACGUGACAACGAAAUAACUAUAAGAAGGGUAGAUAUUUUUACACGAAUUAGGCUUGUGGGACGUUGAGGAUGGUGCUAUAUUCUUAAUUGUUAUAGUUUUUAGUUUACUCAGCUGCACUGAAAUCAGUGCUUUGAAUGGUUUGCUUAUACUUUAACAAGGCCUAACCGAGAUUAAAUUCUGUGUGAACAAAGUGUUCUGUGAGCUGCACGCGAUGCAGAUACCGGGCCUUAAGCAAAAAGCUAAUCACGCACUAAUAAUCGUUGUUAUGGUGUGUUUGUUUCAUAGGAAGUAAAAAAGUAUAUUUUAA